CGCUAACACCGCCCCCCUGCCCUUCGCCCCUCCCCACACGCUCUCUGGUCCGCGGGGCCACGUCUGGGUUCCCGACUACCUCGUCCCCGCCCGGCCUUUGGUUUCCGUACAAAAUGGUGCCCUACGGCGCUCAGGGUCGUCGCCGUACAUCGCCUCCAGCCCAUCUUCCACCCCAGCAGAAUGAAACUGAAACAUGAGCGUGUUUGCUGAGAAACACUGGAUCGGCGAGGGAAGUCGAGAUUCCCUGGCGGAUAGGGAAGUGGUAGAAAUAAAACGAAGACGGGACAAUCGCUUCGGAGGGAGCGCUGACAUCUUGCUUUACGCGCCGCGCGCAGGCUUCCGGAAAGCCACUUCCGGCCGCGCCCGGGAGGUCGGAAGCGGCGCCGGAAGUGAGCCUGUUGGCUCCCGACGCGGAGGCGGUGCGGCGGGUCGAGUCUUGAGACCAGCCUGCUCCGCGCUUAGGACGGGAGGUCGUCUUCAGCAGUGACUGCUCCCUCCGGGAAGUCAGCGAUGCCCCAGCGACGGUGGCUCAGCGGACGGCUCUGACAGGCAAUGUGUCUCCUGGGGGCCUCCGGCCGUCGCGGUGAGCCAGCCCCUCGGCGAGGCGCCCACAGCGCGUCGUCUGCCCGGCGAACAGCGGAGCCACCUCAGGAGCUGCGCUGCAGUGGAGCAGGCGAAGGGACGGAGUCGCCUUUGCUUCCUUGGGAUCUCCUCCCGCCCUUCCCUCACCGCGUGAAAAACCGCGUCCAAAGAAAUAUUUCUUCCCAGGCAUAGACCCCUAUGCUUCCAGGGCAAACUCCAGCAUGGGGUGAGGUGCAGAAGAGAGACUUGAGGGGUGUACUCUGGCACUCAGUUACCAAACCUGCCCCCUAGAUCAGGGGUACAGAACAUCCUGCUCCAAAGGCAUGAGAAGAGAACAUCCUGUAUUGGCCACUCCUGCCCAGUGUGGAGAGGAGCAAAACUCCAGAGCCCACCCCUGAAGGUUUGUGGCUUUCAAGGCUUUUUUUCAAUGGAUCCCAUUUAUGGCGUGUUUUAACCAGAGCUCUGGGUAUUUAUGAUGUUUCCAUAUACCAAUAAGAAAACUACUGCUGACCAUUUCGUUUGCUCCCUCUCCCUGACCUGUUGAGUGACACAGCCUAUAACUCUUAGCAACUAUAUCUAAUCUCCACUGAAUUUAGCUGGGACCAGUCCAGUAGCCUUGAGGAGAGUACUCAGUGAUGAGGCCCACAGGAGGUUCUAUACAGAAAGGCUGAUCCUGCUCCCAGACCGCUACCUGGACCAACUUGUCAAGAGGAUUCAGGGAUAACAUUUGAGAUAAAGAGGAUAGCAGAUCAGAUCCCAUUCCCAUAAAGGGGCUUCUCUACUACUCUGGGUUCUCAGAUCCCUGGAGAUAGGGCAAUGAGAAAAGUCUGCAGAAUAUUUGCGAAGAACUUGGAUGACCUGAGAAUUAAGAAGGAAUGCUUCUUCCUUCUCCGCAGGGUUCCUGAAAAUGUGAAAAGCACUUCUAGGAUAAUGCCAUUAACUUUUAAUAUUAUUCUUUGUGGAUUGUUCAUGUUCCUUUUUGUCCCUUUCCUGGGUCCUGAAUUGCUUUCUCAAGGCUAGGCCGGGGAACUUUGAGGCUGUGUACUGGUGCGGAGUGAUUAUCAGGUACUGUCCAAAGCCAAGGUGCAAUACUUUGGGGUCUCUUAGAUAACCCUCCCUUGCCCAGGCCCCAGCCCUUUCUGAGACUUUUGCCCAGACUGCUGCUUCUGUUCAGGUUUAUGCUUCAUCCCAUUGCCCUCCUUGUCCUUCCAGCUCAGAUCUGGCUGGGUUCACGUUGGGGACUUAGGAAACCAGGGCCUCAGAGGAAGGUGUUGAUGUGGUUUAGGCCCGGGGGGCCUUCUCAUUGCCCAUCCCUCCUGGGUGUUGCCUAGUGCAUCUCCAGGCCAAGACCUCUGAUCUAAGGACAGAAAACAGGCUGGGUACUCCUCAUCCCCUGCCAAGCAGAGUUUUGGAAGCAAACUCCCUCUCUGAAUCCCUCCUGCCCUUCCUGGUGGCACGAGGACCACCCCACCCCCACCCACCCCCCACCCGCCAAUAUUUCUAGGAGUUUAUGGCUUUGCCUCCUCUUGGAGAAUGGACUCGGAGAUGGCCUAGCUGGGGGUUACAAGAAACAGGGACCCUGUGCUUGCCACUCCAUUCCCCAAGGUGUAGCUGUUGCAGCUGUUCCCGUGGCUUACGGUGACCUUCCCCCUGUAGGGCUCAGGGCUCAGGGUGAACCUGGCUGCAGCCCACUCCAGAAAAAGCUGCAGAGCCCCCCCACAAAAGAAGGAACCUGGACCUGCAGACCCGUUUUCCAGGCCUCCCCCUCUUCCCUCUGCUACUCCCUUGGUAGGCCUUCGGGAAACUGAGAGCAACGCGCAGCUUGAGGCGGCAGACCCCGGCCUGGACCCCGAGCGCCCGCCGGCCUAGCCCUCACCAUGCUCGCCGCGUCAGAGGCGGCGGCGGCGGCGGGAAGGCCUUACGUGUGCAGUGAGUGUGGCAAGAGCUUCCGCUACAGUUCGGUGCUGCUGCGGCACGAGCGCGCCCACGGCGGCGACAGCCGCUACCGCUGCCUCGACUGCGGCGAGCGCUACGCCCUGGCCGCCGACCUCCGCGCACACCGACGCGCCCACGCCGGCCAGACGCUCUACAUCUGCAGCGAGUGCGGCCAGAGCUUCCGCCACAGUGGCCGCCUUGACCUGCACCAGAGCGCGCACAGGCCGCGCAGCCGCUCCUGCCCCUGCCGCGCCUGCGGCCGCAGCUUCCCACACCUGUCGGCUCUGCUGCUUCACCGCCGCCGCCGGCACCCGCCCGAGCGGCCCCGCCGCUGCCCGCUGUGCGCCCGCGCCUUCCGUCAGAGCGCGCUGCGCUUCCACCAGGCGCGGGCGCACCGGUGGGGGGCCCCCCUCCCGCCCCUCGAGCCGCCGCGCCGCUGCGCCCAGUGCCCGCGGGCCUUCCGCAGCCACGCAGGCCUGCGGAGCCCCGCACGCGUCCACGCGGCCCGGAGCCCCGGUGGCGCCACGGCUGCUCAGCCCCGCGCUCCGGGUACACACCGGUGCGGCGUGUGCGGGAAGAGCUUUGGCAAGAGCUCCACGCUGACGCGACACCUGCAGACGCACUCGGGCGAGAAGCCUUUCAAGUGCCCGCAGUGCGGAAAGGGCUUCCCGGAGAGCGCCACGCUGGUGCGCCAUCAGCGGACGCACACGGGGGAGAAGCCCUAUGCGUGCGGCGACUGUGGGCGCCGCUUCAGCGAAAGCUCCACCCUGCUGCGCCACCGGCGCAGCCACCAGGGAGAGCGGCCGCACGCGUGCGCCACGUGUGGCAAGGCCUUCGGGCAGCGCUCCGACCUCGUGGUGCACCAGCGCAUUCACACGGGCGAGAGGCCCUUCCCGUGCGCCGAGUGCGGCCGCCGCUUCAGCGACCGCUCCGACCUCACCAAGCACCUGCGCACGCACACGGGCGAGAAGCCCUACGGCUGUGAGCUGUGCGGCCGACGCUUCACGUGCGUGUCCAACCUCAACGUGCACCGGCGCAACCACGCGGGGCUCAAGCCGCACAAGUGCCCCGAGUGCGGCAAGGCCUUCGGCGUGGGCUCCAAGCUGGCGCUGCACCGCAAGACCCACCUGGGCGAGCGGCCGGCGCGGUGCGCCGAGUGCGGCAAGUGCUUCAGCCACAGCCGCUCGCUCUCGCAGCACCAGCGGGCGCACGCGCGCGCUCGGGCCGCCGCCCAGGCCGCCCAGGCCGCCCAGGCCACGGCGGGGGCUGCGCUCAUCUUUGCCGGGCAGGCAGGACAGGAGAAGCCGGACUCUCUGUGUCCUAGUUGAGGGACACUUGCCGAGCAGCUCGUCUGUCGUGGGCUAGGCAAGCGCGGAUACGCUGCCACGGGGACGGAGGGCUGUGUAGACAGCGUGGCUGCCGGUCGCCUUUCCACGUCUCCGACGGUAGCCCGUCACCUGGACUGCUGCCGCGCCCCUGCAUCUACUUCCCUGGUCGGCUCUUCCCGUCCGCCGUCCUCCCUGCCCUCCCCCUGGGGCGUAGGUGCAGGGAGUCAGGGAGACCUCCUAGACAGGGAAGAGAGCCCAGGUGUUGGUGUGUUCCCGUCGCUGCUGCUGCGCCCUCAGAGGUUUUCCUGUUUUCCGACCUGUGUUCUAUCUGCCCUCGUCCCAUCCCCCUUUCCAGCCUGAGUCUCCUCUAGCUCUCCUUCCCGCCUACUUCUGUUGUCCUGCAUCUUCAGGUAAUGAUCACAGAUGUGGCCACAGGGACAACCAGCCGCCUGUGGGCUUCUUGCCCCUUGGUUCUACUUGAGUCUCUGCUGCUUUCCCCCUGGGCUCAGGGAUAUUGGGAAAUGUGUAGGCAGAGAGAUCAUGGGACAGCUCAUUUCAGUGAAAGACAUCAUGCCAGAAGCAACCGGCCUGCUCCCUGGCAGGGAAGGCCCACCCAGAGUGAAGCUGGGCAGGAGCCCUCAGCAAAGCACCCACCUGUCCCAUGGACAGACCUGAUGGUGUCCAGAUCAAAGUGCCUCUCAGGGCAAUAUUCUCCAGUUGGGGCGGGUGGGGGGGAGGGGCAUUAACUUCGGGCCCUAGACAGAGACCACAUGGGGUCUAUAAAGCAGAGUAUUGCCAAGUGGAGCAUCAGAAUGUUAUUUCCAAAUCAAGCUUGGAGCCAUGCGGAAAUUGAGCUCCACAGAGUCAAUAGUGCAGGGCAGAAAAUCUGAAAUUGGCCAGCGAUUUUUUUUUUGCUUAUGACUGGUGAAAUAAAGCUUGUUUGUUUGG
This is a messenger RNA of Mirounga angustirostris (Northern elephant seal), 4793 nucleotides long. It is a transcript of the gene ZNF672, whose product is annotated as zinc finger protein 672. Lineage: Eukaryota; Metazoa; Chordata; Mammalia; Carnivora; Phocidae. The coding region runs from base 2460 to 3845 and encodes 461 amino acids. The record is from RefSeq and is a predicted model, not a curated record. Gene Ontology annotation, biological process: regulation of transcription by RNA polymerase II. Gene Ontology annotation, cellular component: nucleus. The transcript has 4 exons. Gene Ontology annotation, molecular function: RNA polymerase II transcription regulatory region sequence-specific DNA binding; DNA-binding transcription factor activity, RNA polymerase II-specific.